This is a messenger RNA of Polychytrium aggregatum, 650 nucleotides long. RefSeq lists its product as uncharacterized. The record is from RefSeq and is a predicted model, not a curated record. NCBI's taxonomy places the organism in Eukaryota, Fungi, Chytridiomycota, Chytridiomycetes, Polychytriales. Bases 115 to 588 code for a protein of 157 amino acids. The transcript has a single exon.
CGCUCAGGCAUCUCUCAUCCCCAUGAUCUAUUGGACUCGCGUCUCUCGGUGGGCCGUCAGCGGUGCCGAUGUUGCUUGAGCUCGACAUUCCAACCGGCAUUGAGGCCCUCAUCAAUGUUCCCAUGUAGUUCCCAUCCCCCACCAAGCUCACUAUCUCCUCGCGCAAACCCCCACACCAUCUUGAGCCAACUCCCAACAAUGCCAAAGCUCAAUCAUCUCGUCCUCUCAAGUCAAUUUGUGAGCCUGGCCGAUCUGCAUGUCAGUCAAAGCUCCCUCACAGUCCUCGAUUUGCAAGCUUGCUGCGAAUUGGCGUCGUUGGAUGACAUUCCCUCGUAUCCCAAGCUCGAGAUUCUUCACGUCCCUCGAUCGAUUCGCAGAAUCAGCGGACUGGUCGACAAGCUUCCCUCUCUCAAGACACUGUAUUUGGAUUCAAGUAUGAGGCCAUUCAAUCGGUCCUUGUUGGAUGGUAUGUUUGGCCGAUAUGCUGACUCUUUCGGACUUCGAAAGAUAAUAUCAGGACUACCGAAGGGAUGUCGAGCUGUGUUCAACGAUUCGGUCGAGUACACUUUUGGCCGAUUCUCGAGGUAGCUCAGCAUGGAGCUGCUCAAUGUCAUGUGUUCAUUCUCCAGGUUUUACUCUCUAUGUUUUCC